AGUGGGAAACAACAAAAAUACACUCGCAUUGGAGCUCAGGAGUACGUUCCUUUUGAGCAGGACGAGCUUUCUAUUCACAACAUCAAGGACGCCUGUCAAAAGCAUUUCGGGCCCCAAAUUGAGAAAGAUCUUGUUUGUGAUGUGUUAGCGGGAGAGCGUGGACCAUCAUGUAACAAGAUGGCUCAAAUUCCAAACAAAAAAGUGUUUUACGUCCGGUUUGUUAAACCAGAAGGGGAACUUGAGGAAGAAGAGAAUCGCAGCCGUGGGCCCAAGAGAGCUCGAUAUGAUAAGGCUUCAACAACUAGUUCACUUCCAAGUCCUAAGAAGCAGUAUGGGAGUCUAGUCAGUAAAGUUUACCCAAAAAGCCUCUCAGUUGUAGAAAUGUUAAAGCUGGGGAAUGUCAUUGCAAAGAAGACAACGACCAUUAUUGAUAUCUUCACAUUUAACAUCGAGCAUAUGGAAUGGUCCACUGCUCCAAUGACUGUAGAAUUUAGGAUAGCUGACAAGCCAUUUGCAUCUGGUGGAUUUAGAGAGGCAUUCAAAGCCACUAGUGACACUCUUGGAUUUAGCGGGGUGACUUGGGUCAUCAAAAAAUACCUGAAGGGUACUUUGGAUGAUAUUAUUAAAACAAAUCAGACUGUUGAGAGUCACACAAGAAAGGCUGUGCAGAUGCAUCAUUUAGCCAGAAAUUUCACAUCCCAAUUGAAAGAGAAAGUGGAAAAGGAAACAUUAACAGAGUUUGGCGUUACCUUUCACUAUAAGAAGGUAUUCCUAGGCAAGAUGAGUGAGGGUGACUAUGUGACUAUUGAAGAAUUCAUUGAUGGUGUGUUUGUUAAGUAUAUCAACAACAAUGGGGACAUUUGCACUGAGGAUGAUGUCCUGUGUGACAAGGCUCAGUGUUUUGCACAUUUCACAUAUGAAAAGUCACAGGGAAAGCUCAUGGUACUAGAUGUUCAGGGUGCAGGACUUAACUUGUAUGACCCCGAAAUUGCCUCGGUAGAAUUAACAGAUGGUGACGGUUCCUUGCGUUUCUGCAAUGGCAACUUGGCAGAGGGAGCUAUUAAGAAUUUCUUUGCAAAACACAAGUGCAAUUUUUAUUGUAGGAUCUUGCAGCUUAAGUUGCUGCCAUUGGCAUCCCAGUAAGAAAGUAAAUGUUUAUUAGCUGACUUUUUUUAGGUUAUUUUUAUAUGGAGCUGGUCUGCCUAAGUUGACUAAGGUCCCAGUUGGCAGCACAAAUUAGCUAAAACAUCUCAAGUUAACUCUUAACAAUGUGAUUGAGACA
Messenger RNA from Orbicella faveolata, 1282 nucleotides. RefSeq names its product alpha-protein kinase vwkA-like. Gene Ontology annotation, molecular function: protein serine/threonine kinase activity; ATP binding. Gene Ontology annotation, biological process: response to differentiation-inducing factor 1; myosin II filament disassembly; protein phosphorylation. The record is from RefSeq and is a predicted model, not a curated record. Lineage: Eukaryota; Metazoa; Cnidaria; Anthozoa; Scleractinia; Merulinidae.